GAUGAUAAGUGUGUGUCCGCACCCAUUACAUGUACCUGUUAAAAACGUCAACAUGAUGAACAAUUGUGCAAUUUGGUAUAUUUAAUGAACAACAUACAUACAUGAAUACAUAAAAUAUACAUCAAUAACUUUUGUAAACCGGAAGAUGAUGUAUACCUUAUAAGUAGGAGUGUCUUGUCUGUUCUUUUAGUCAGUAUUAUCUAGCACCAACAACGAUACAAGAGCAACAUUAAUUUAUCCAUGCUUACCAUGAAAAUUAAAUAUUUAUUAAAAUGUAUAUUAAUUUUGUGUCUUGCCAGUGCAACAUGCAGUCAAAUUCUCAAUCAUGAUUAUACAAGUAAUGAUACUUUUUUAAAUUCAAAAGUUUUUGGUGAUAUGAUUUUAAUUAAUCGAACAGGUCAAUUAUUUUCACCUGAAAAAUCUUGUGUGAGAUACUGCAUUGAAAAUUCAAAGAAACAAUCAACUUCAAAUGAGCCAACUAUUGAGGACAACUACAUUAACAUUAUUUGGCAAGUUGGCCAAAAACAUUCAACAAACUUAACAACAAAAGCAAAAAUAGAACCUGCAAAUGAACAGCCAAGAGAACUAGGUAAUUCCAACAAUGCAACAGUUGACGAAAUUAAAAAAUGUCAAAUUAAAUUGAAAAUUGAUUGUGACAAGUCAAGCCCAAACAAUCGAGACAAAAUCAACAACAAAUUUAAUGUAUUGACCGAAAAAAGCGAGUAUGGCUAUAGUGAAAAUCAGUUUAACAUUGAGCCCGAUACAAAGGCUAUACGUAUUCGAAUUGUAGGAAAUUUAUCAUGGAUCAUGCUUCAAAUACCGAGCAGAACAAAAACAUCAGAUGAGAUUGAAGUGUCACUUAUGCGAAAUGAUGAGGACAAUUUUGUGGAAAUUCAAACGAUAAAUUCACCAUCAGGUGACUGGCUAUUGAAACUACAAGGAUCAUCUGAUAACGAGAUGUAUAAUUUAUCGAUUAUCCAGAUAAAUGAAGAAUUUGAAAAUACAUUAAUUUAUCAAAAAACUCAAUUAAAUGAUAAACAAAAUUCGUAUGAAAAAGAUCCAAAUAAUCGUGGUGUCGUUAUAUACUUUGAGGAUAAUGAACCAAUAAAAUCACGUAAUGCUGCACUUAAAUAUCCAGAUGAUAAUAUGAACAAUGAAAUGAAAAUGCAAAACAAUUCAGAUAAAAUUAUUUUUAAAGAUUCAAGAGAAGAAUUAUCAAUGCUAUCAGCUGACAAUGAAAUACAACAAAAUGAUGAUUUAGAACUUGAUGAUUUAUCAAGAGCAACAAGUCUUAAUACCAAAACAACAAGACAAUUAAUUAUUGAUAUUGAUCCAGCUACAUCAUUAAUUGCAAAACCAAAUACUGUUCAUCGUGUUAUUUUCACUGUUACCAAUAAUUAUUUGUUAGACUUGCGUUAUUUUUUUACAGCAACAAGCUCAAAGUAUCAAAUAAUUAAUGGACGUUGGGCAAAUCAAUUAUUUCCAUAUGAACAAUGGAUACGUGCUGGUGAAACAAUUACAAUUAAUAUAUUUAUUGAAAUUCCAAAUUUUGUUGUAAAUACUGUCAACAUGGUAUCACUUUUAGUUAAACGACAAAGUGUUGAUCCUUAUCAACAAAAAUCAGCUUAUAUUUACGUCGAGAGUUUCACAAAUCAAAUAACUGAUGCAACAAGUCCAACAAUUGAUUAUACAUUUUAUGAUAAUUGUUGGGGAAAAAGAAGUAAAGAAUAUUGCAGUUACAGUAGAUGGAGUGUUGAAAUGACUGUCACUGAUUCUGAAUCAGGCUUAAAAAAAGUAUCAACACAACCUGGUGGUGUACGUCCAAAGUAUGAUUACAUUGCUGGUACAAAAAAUCCGGUUAAAUUUAUUUAUACAUCAACUUGUUGUUAUUCAACAGUUAAAAUAACAGCAAUAGAUGUUUUGGGAAAUGAAAAUUCAAGAACACUUGAUGUUACAGAUUGGUGGAAUUUAAGUGCAGGAGAAAUAACAGCAAUUGUAUUAGGAUUUAUAAUUAUAAUUAUUUUAAUUAUAAUUUGUGUAUUAAUUUGUGUAUAUUGGUAUCGUAGACGUAAAAGUGCUGAUUUAACUUACACACAAAGAUAUGGAUCACGAACAACUCCUACCAAUCGUGGAACUGAACGUACUAGUUUUUAAUUUAUUUACCUCAUUUCUAUUUUUGUAAAUUUAUAAAAAUUAUUUAAUCAUUUAAAUAUAGAUACUUGCUAUUGUCAUUGAAAUUUUAAAUGUUUAUUUUAAAAAAAAUAUAUGCCUAAAGUCUAAACACGUAUCUAUUCUGUUAUGUUUUUUUUUUAUCUAAAAUUUUUGUUUGUUUAACCUACUUAACUUACUGGGUAAAUAAAAAAUUAUGAAAAAAUAAUUUUAAAAGAAAUGAA
Aphidius gifuensis is the source of this 2393-nucleotide messenger RNA. RefSeq lists its product as uncharacterized. NCBI's taxonomy places the organism in Eukaryota, Metazoa, Arthropoda, Insecta, Hymenoptera, Braconidae. The record is from RefSeq and is a predicted model, not a curated record. Bases 241 to 2154 code for a protein of 637 amino acids. The transcript is spliced from 9 exons.